CGCGCUUUCAGGCGGCUUAUCGCGGGGCAAAGACGUGCUGCCGCUGCCGGGCCGUGGUCCAAGCUCCACUGGCUCCGGGGCAGACGGCGAGUCAUCCAUCCACCCGAGCAUCGUCAGCGUCUUCAGCGCCGGCGUUUCGAACCUCGACCACGCUCGCGCUUCGCCUACAACGUGAAUAUCUGAGCAGGCAGAAUGCUCAAAUGAAGCGGCGGCAAUGAAUGGCUCAUCUGCCAGGUCAAUGAGGCGCUGUCUGCCCCGGAGCACCCAGGGCACCGCUCCGUCUGCCACCACUCUUCCCCGUGCUCUCCCUCAGGCCGUCUCCCGGUCUCAACCACUGUCACGCCACCAUCACAGCCCAUUGCACACCGUUCGGCGCUCGCAAUGGACUUCAAGUUCCUCUCCCAGCCCGCCUGGCAGCUCGCAACGCCGCUACCUGCAUAACCACCAUAACCACCAUAACCACCAUAAGGUAUCGGAUGCCGAGAUUGCGGCGCUGGCCCGGCAGCAUCAACACCCACUCAGCCUGGCUGACCUCGUGAGACACGGCCGUCCCCCCCUAUCAUCCGAAUCCCUCCUCUCCUCGGCCAACUUCGCCCUCUCGCUCCUCCCCGUGCGCCUCGCCCACCGCAUCCAGGCCCUCCGCAACCUCCCGUACAUCGUCGUCACGAACCCCAACAUCUCACGCAUCUACAACAACUACAUCCACUCGCUCUCAAUCCUCCUGCCCUACCUGCACGCCUCGCGCGACGGCCACCCCAUCGCCUCGCUGGACGACGAGGUGCGCUUUACCAACGUGCUCGCUGAGCUCGUCCAGACGCACACCGACACUAUCCCCAUUCUCGCAAAGGGCUUCCUCGAAUGCCGCCGCUACAUCUCGCCGGUCGAGGUCACCCGUUUCCUCGACCAGCACCUGCGUGCUCGAAUCGGUACGCGCCUCAUCGCCGAGCAGCACAUUGCUCUGCACUUCAGCAGUCAGCCUCACUUUGACCCGCCGGCCAGUCCUACGCCCUGCCCGGAGCACCCCUCGUAUAUUGGCGUCAUUGAUACCGUCCUCAAGCCGUCCGACAUCAUCGAUUCGUGCGCCGGCUUUGUGGCCGACAUCUGCGAGCUGCGCUACGGCGUCCGCCCGCAUCUCCAAAUCGACGGCGAGCCUGACACCACCUUCGCCUUCGUGCCCAUGCACCUCGAAUACAUCGUCACCGAGCUCCUCAAGAACGCCUUCCGUGCCACUGUUGAGAAUAAGUCCCGCGAGCCUGUGAUCGUCACCAUCGCCCCAGAGCCUCCCCUCCGCCUCCAGCACCCCUCAACCAGCGACAACCCGCCUGUCGCUGUUUCGCGGCCCUCGGAGGACGAUAACCGCGGUGCCUUCCGUAACGGUGGCAUCGCACCGCUCGACGACAACGCUCCCGGUGUCACAAUCCGCAUCCGCGAUCGCGGCGGCGGCAUCCCCCCGGAUAUCUCCCCGAACAUCUGGUCAUACUCCUUCACCACAUUCUCCGACAACCCCGACGACUUCCCGGGCUCCGGCAGCGGUAGCGACGGCCUGGGCGCCAUCACCUCCGCGAGCGCCGGUGGCAGCUCCAUUGCCGGCCUGGGCUACGGCCUACCCCUGAGUCGAGCAUACGCAGAGUACUUUGGCGGCGGCAUCGCUGUCCAGAGCUUGUACGGCUGGGGGACUGACGUCUACCUCCGCCUCAAGGGCGUUGGUAUGAUUGAUAAGUAGAGUAGGACUUGUCAUAGAAAUCCAUUCCUCUCCCAAAGAGAUUCAAGGUUCACAGGACAGAGGACAAGGGAAU
This is a messenger RNA of Ilyonectria robusta, 1796 nucleotides long. RefSeq names its product branched-chain alpha-ketoacid dehydrogenase. Gene Ontology annotation, biological process: regulation of glucose metabolic process; protein phosphorylation. Gene Ontology annotation, molecular function: pyruvate dehydrogenase (acetyl-transferring) kinase activity. The coding region runs from base 215 to 1723 and encodes 502 amino acids. The record is from RefSeq and is a predicted model, not a curated record. Gene Ontology annotation, cellular component: mitochondrion. The transcript is spliced from 2 exons. Lineage: Eukaryota; Fungi; Ascomycota; Sordariomycetes; Hypocreales; Nectriaceae.